AUGAGUAAGGCUAACUCUGGGAAUGGAAAUAGUGGUUUCAAACCUAGAAACAAUCUAGGGAGGUCUACACUAGAAUGUGACUACUUUCACCUAAAAGGUCAUACCAAUGAUACUUGUUAUAAGCUCCAUGGAUAUCCUGUUGAUUUUAAGGCCAAGAGAAGAGGUUAUUCAGGUCCUGAGGAUCUCUUGAGUGUGAAGGUAAUGUGGAUUGGUAAGGAAGAGUUUGGGCUCUAUAUUCUGAAGCCAGAUAUCUCUAAGGACUCAGUGCAGUUUCAGGAUGCAAAGCAAAGUACCAGUCUAGUAUCUUCUGUAAAUACUGUCUCUAAUUUUAGUAACAAUAAGGCAAUCCAUACUAAGUCUACUGAGAAUUGUAUUAUGUCUUUGUGGAACAAGAGACUAGGGCAUGCACCUAUGAAAGUUCUACAAAAGAUUAGUAGUUUACCUCAUAUUCCUAUGCAAGAUCACCAUUAUACAGUGUGUCCUAUUGCUAAGCAAUCUAGAUUGCCAUUUCUUCACAGUACUUCUUGUUCUACUCAUCCUUUUGAAAUUGUGCAUACUGAUGUCUGGGGACCAUAUAGGGUUCCAACUCAUGAUGGUAAAAGAUACUUUAUGACAUUGGUAGAUGAUUUCUCUAAGUACACAUGGCUCUUCUUAAUGAACACUAAAGCAGAAUCUAUUGUUGUGCUGAAAAUGUUUUUAACACUAGUUCAGACUCAAUUUGAUAGCAAGGUUAAGUGUCUUAGGUCUGGCAAUGGUAUUGAGUUCUUCAAUGAGCAGGGAGCCUCUCCUUUUGAGAAACUCUAUAACAAGGUUCCAUCUCUUCAGCACUUGAGAGUCUUUGGUAGCAUGUGUUAUGCCUCCUCAGCUAGAAAAGUAGAUAAAUUUAGUCCCAAGGCCAUUUCUGUUGUACAUCUAGGCUAUUCUUCUAUGCAAAAAGGAUAUAUUUUAUAUGAUCUCCACUCUAAAUUGAUCUUUGUAAGCAGGGACACUGUCUCCAAGGAGAAUGUUUUUUCCUUUAAGCAUGUUACAUCCAACUCUUCUCCUUUAUUUCCUAUUUUGGACCUUUCAGAAGCCGAUUGCUCCUCUCUCAAUUGCAUUCCUACUCCUGGAAACCCUAUAACUGAAUCACUUCCUUCUGUCUAUAGUCAAUUAAUUGAUCCUAGUCAACUAGUUCCUGAUCAUCAUCCACAGUUAAGCUCAUCCACUGCUGCUGAUCCACCUCCUAUUAGGAAAUCAUCUAGGACUUAUGUUCCUCCUAUAUGGUUAAAAGACUAUGUGUUACCCUCCAAAGGAGCAGUCUGCAAUUACUCCAUUUCCAAUUAUGUUUGCUAUGAUAAGUUGUCUCCUGCCUAUCAGGCAUGUCUUACUGCCUACUCAGCUGUGUCUGAGCCUACCUCCUAUGUUGAGGCAAGUACUGAUCCUAAGUGGAUAGAAGCCAUGCGGGCUGGGAUUGUUGCCCUUGAGGAGAACUAG
This is a messenger RNA of Nicotiana tabacum (common tobacco), 1473 nucleotides long. RefSeq lists its product as uncharacterized. Lineage: Eukaryota; Viridiplantae; Streptophyta; Magnoliopsida; Solanales; Solanaceae. Gene Ontology annotation, molecular function: nucleic acid binding. The record is from RefSeq and is a predicted model, not a curated record. Gene Ontology annotation, biological process: DNA integration.